Charadrius vociferus (killdeer) is the source of this 2589-nucleotide messenger RNA. It is a transcript of the gene MFSD12, whose product is annotated as major facilitator superfamily domain containing 12. The record is from RefSeq and is a predicted model, not a curated record. The transcript has 22 exons. The coding region runs from base 1 to 2589 and encodes 862 amino acids. Gene Ontology annotation, biological process: carbohydrate transport. Gene Ontology annotation, cellular component: membrane. NCBI's taxonomy places the organism in Eukaryota, Metazoa, Chordata, Aves, Charadriiformes, Charadriidae. Gene Ontology annotation, molecular function: symporter activity.
AUGCGGGUGUCAGGACGCAGCUCGCAGCCCCGUGCCAGAGGAGCAUGGUUCCAUGGGGGUGACCCUGGUGGUGGGCACUGCCUGUGGCUGGGGGGCCAUGAGGAGGAGGAGGAGGAGGGAACGACAGGAGUCUCCUGCAUGCGCACCACCUGCGUCCUUGUGUCUUUCCCCUUCAUCUUCAACCCCUGCCUGGGUUGCAAGGAGAACACACCACAGUGGGCAGCCUUCAUCUACUACCUCCCCUUCAUCAUCAUCUUCCAGUUCGGCUGGGCGGCCACACAGAUCUCCCACCUGUCCCUCAUCCCCGAGCUGGUGACCAGUGACCAUGAGAAGGUUGAGCUGACAGCGUUCAGGUAUGCCUUUACCGUCAUGGCCAACAUCACUGUGUACGUCCUGUCCUGGCCCCGGCUGAACUUCCAGGUAGACCAGCCUGACCGCACAGAGCAUCUGGGCAUCCAGGAUGUCCCUAUCUUUCGGAACCUGUCCCUCAUUGUGGUGGGUCUGGGGGCCGUGUUCUCCCUCAUCUUCCACCUGGGCACCAAAGAGGAGCCGUACCCACCGGGCUCGCUGCCCCAGCUGGAAGAGAGCACACCCCUGAUGCAGAAGGAGACUACGAGUCCCCCGCGCACACUGCUGAUCUGGAAAGACUGGCUGCGGGAACCUGCCUUCUACCAGGUGGCGGUGCUCUACAUGUCCACCAGGCUCAUCGUCAACCUGUCCCAGACCUACAUCGCCAUGUACCUGACCAACUCGUUGCUGCUGCCCAAGAAAUACAUCGCCACCAUCCCCUUGGUGAUGUACAUCAGUGGCUUCCUCUCCUCCUUCCUCAUGAAGCCUGUGAAUAAGUGGAUAGGUCGAAAUCUGACCUACUUCGUGGGCAUCCUGGUGAUCUUAGCUUUUGCCUCCUGGGUGACCCUGGCCAGGCAGAUGGGAGCGGAGAUCUACGGGGCAGCCGUGCUGCUUGGGGCUGGUUCCGCCACUAUCCUGGUCACCUCCCUCUCCAUGACGGCAGACCUCAUCGGUACCAACACGCACAGCGGUGCCUUUGUCUAUGGCGCCAUGAGCUUCACGGACAAGAUGGCCAACGGCCUUGCUGUGAUGGUGAUCCAGAACCUGCACCCAUGCCCGACUGAGCUCUGCUGCCCUGCCUGCAUCAGCUUCUACCACUGGGUGAUGGUGUUGGUCACGGGAGGCAUUGCUAUCGCCGCCAUCGCCUCUCUGUGCUGCAUCAUGGUCUGGCCCAUCCGUAUCCGCUACCCCGGGGUCCUGCACCAGGGAACGAAGAGGGCGUCCAGGGUGGGCAGCUGCGGGGUGAGGAUGCUUUGUGCCCCUUUGCACCCCUCGGGCUGCCCCGUGGGGGUCCUGCUGCAGGGGGACACCCGGGCUGGUGCCAGCGGCACACGGCACACCGAGGGACUGCCCAUCCAGGAGCCCAUGGACACGGUGGGCAUGGUGGCACAGCGGCUUUCCGCAGCCCACCAGGGGCCGGGGUCUGCGGGCGACUCGUCCUCCAUGCCGGGGAAGCUGAGGAGGAGGGGAAGGGGGGUGCUGGAGGAGAAGCGGUGGCAGAGCCUGGAGGAGAGGGGCACCCAGAUAGGGCACCCCGUGCUCGCCAGAUCCAAAACCUGUGACCCCUCCUUCUGCAAGGAGACAGAGCAGGCUGCGGUGGCCGCACAGGGACAACCGUCCCCAUCGCUGAGCAAGCGUGCCACCGGCUACCGCAAAGCCUUUGGGGAGCUCGCCGAGCAGGAAGAGCUGCUGGCCUGCUUCUCCUGCGCCUGGCAGAGAGAGGUGCCCUACCACGGCCGACUCUACAUCUCCUCCCGCCACGUCUGCUUCCACUCCAGCCUCCUGCUCAAGGACAUCAAGGCAGUGGUCCCCGUCACCUCCAUCUCGGUCCUCAAGAAGACCAACACAGCACUUCUGGUGCCCAACGCGCUCAGCAUCCGCACGGCCGAUGGUGAGAAGUUCCUCUUUGUGUCACUGCGCCAGCGGGAGGCCACGUACCAGCUCCUGAAGUCGGUCUGCAAACACCUGCAGGACAAUGGCUGGAGCCCACCGGACUCUCCGAACACCAAGGAAAUCCUUCGGAAGCCUCGGACGUCGAGCCAGUCGGACCUGGAGCAGAGCACCCCGGAGCCCGACAGCCUCCAGGAAGUGCCGGGACACCUCCCACUCCCCUCCCUGGUCCUGGGGCACUCAUCGAAUGUCUCCUGGUUGCACACAGAUGGGCCGAGCCUGAUGCCAAGGCAAGCGGAGGAGGAGGAUGAAGAGGUGGCAGCGGCCGUGCCAGCUCUGAGCAGCGAUGGCCCGACCGUGAGGCCAAGGCAAGCGGAGGAGGAGGAUGAAGAGGUGGCAGCGGCCGUGCCAGCUCUGAGCAGCGGGGGACCCCACACCACACUAUGGGCCCGGACCACGGCACAGCUGAGCCCCCUCAACACCAUCAUCCUCAUCUACCUGCUGCUGAUGGUGGCCCUGCUGCUGUCCUCGGGGUACAUAGGUCUGCGCAUCGUGGAGCUGGAGCAGCAGCUGGCGUCCGUGGGGGCUUGGCCAGCCCUCAACCUGUCACACCAGUACAAGAAGACGUGA